Messenger RNA from Astyanax mexicanus (Mexican tetra), 4204 nucleotides. It is a transcript of the gene six4a, whose product is annotated as SIX homeobox 4a. The record is from RefSeq and is a predicted model, not a curated record. Bases 1 to 2448 code for a protein of 815 amino acids. Gene Ontology annotation, cellular component: nucleus; transcription regulator complex. Gene Ontology annotation, molecular function: RNA polymerase II cis-regulatory region sequence-specific DNA binding; DNA-binding transcription factor activity, RNA polymerase II-specific. Gene Ontology annotation, biological process: regulation of transcription by RNA polymerase II. NCBI's taxonomy places the organism in Eukaryota, Metazoa, Chordata, Actinopteri, Characiformes, Acestrorhamphidae. The transcript has 3 exons.
AUGCAGCGGGGUCAAAAACAGGUGCAGAAUAGGCAUCAGAAGCGAGGAGAACAGCAGGAGGGGCGACAGUGGCAGCAGCAGGGGAAUCUGGAGGGGCAACAACAAAGGCAACUAUGGGGGCAACAGAAGCAGGGGCAAGAUGGGCAGCAGCAAGUGCAACAGUGCCAUCCAGGGCAUCAACAAGAUCAGAAGGAGCAAGUGCAGGUGGGGCAAGUGCAUCAGCAAGAGUCGAAUGGGCAACAGGGCAAACAGUGUCAACAGGGGCAUCAGCACGAGCCAGUGGGGCAACCGUGUAAACAGGGGCAUCAACAAGAGCAGAAAGGGCAUCAGUGGCAACAAGAGCAUCAGUGGAAUAGAAAGGGGCAAGAGCACAAACAGAGGCCAAAAGGGCAGCAAGAGCAGCAACAGGGGCAACAACAGUGGCAGGAAGAGCAACAAUGGAAAAAGCAAGACCAGAAGGGGCAAAAACAGGGGCAAGUGUGGCAUCAGCAAAAGCAGGAAGGGGAACGAUGUUAUCAUAAAGAGCUAGAGGGACAACAGGGGCAUCCGCAAGUGCAGGAUGGGCAACAGUGGCAACAGGAGCAUCAUCAACAGCAGUGUAAACAGGGGUAUCAACAAGAGCAGAAAGAGCAUCAAUGUCAAGAGGAGCAAGUAGGGCAAGAACACAGGAAAGAGGGGCAGCAGGAGCAGCAACAGGGGCAGAAAGGGCAACCGUGGAAAAAGCAAAGUCAGAAGGGGUUAAAACAGGGGCAAGUAGGGCACCAGGGGAGGAAGGGGCAUAAGUACAAGCUCAGGCAACAGGAGCAACAGUGCCCGGAGGGGCAAAUGCAGGAGCAACCGGGGAAACAACUGCAACAGGGGCAUGAGUGGCAGCAGGAACAACACAAGGGGCAGCAGCCUCGUGCCCCGUUGCCCCCCUUGCUGAUGUCCUCCCUCUCCCCGGAGCAGGCCGCGUGCGUGUGCGAGGCGCUGCUCCAGAGCGGUCGCGUGACCCGCCUGGUCAGUUUCGUGCGCGCGCUGCCUCUCCAGCCGCGCGCCCCCGAGAGCGUCCUGAGGGCGCGCGCGCUCGUGGCGUUCCACCAGGCGUGCUACCCCGAGCUCUACGCGCUACUGGAGCGCCACAGCUUCAGUCCCGCGAGCCACCGCACGCUGCAGGACCUGUGGUUCCGCGCGCGCUACCGGGAAGCGGAGAGCGCGCGCGGCCGGCCGCUAGGUGCCGUGGACCGGUUCCGCGUGCGCAGGAGAUUCCCGCCGCCGCGCACCAUCUGGGACGGCGAGCGCACGCUUUACUGCUUCCGCGAGAGAAGCAGGCGCGCGCUGCGGGACGCGUUCGCGUGCAACCGCUACCCGAGCGCGCGCGAGAAGCGAGAGUUGGCGGAGGGCACGGGCCUGAGCGAGACGCAGGUGAGCAACUGGUUCAAGAACAGAAGACAAAGAGAGAGGAGACCCCGCGAGCAGCAGAGCAGGAGUGAGUCUGAUGGUAACCCCUCCAGUGAAGAUGACAGCAGUAAAGGUCCGGAGGGUCUCUCUCCUCUCUCCAGCUCUACAGAACGGACAAUAAACCAUAAGGUCGCAGAGGUCAUCCUUCAGCCACUGGAGGGCAGUAGAACCUCAGAAUCUCCCACUUUGCUCAUCUUCAGGGGAAGUGUGGAUGUCUGUAAUACUAACCACCACAGUUCAGCUUCCACACACAACCAGUCUUCAGGAAACUUCUUCAACGAGCUGGACCUGGAGCUUCAAUCUGAGGCCUGCAGGCCUCGCCCAGACAUCCAGACAGACACUACUAAAGCAGAUGAAGAUCACCCCAGCUUUCACAUCAGUCUGGACGAGCCUAAACUGGACCUGAGCAGAUUAGACUCAGGCCUGAUGGUCCAGACUGAAGCUCCAGGCUCAGGUUUAACCCACAGUCCAGAGUGUUCCUCAGACCAGAGCCAAACUGUAAGCCACAGCCUGGUGCCUGAAGCUGAAAUGGUUGAGGCAAGUGAUGAAACUUCAGUGUUCAAACUUUUAGAUCUGAACCCACCUUCAUCUUCAUCACCUGCUUCAAUUACACAAGGUGCUGUUAGCACAGACGCUAGCCUGACGCCACUGCAGUCCAGAAUUGCCUUGUAUAAACUAAACAGAACUGAAGCACUGACCCCGAUCAAACAAGAAUGUGAGAGUACACUGGGCUACAUGUACACACACCUGAGCUACACACACACACCUUUACCUGUACAGUCAGGAUGCGGGUCAGCUCCUCCACAGCUCAUCACACAGACAGACAUAAAGAAGCUCAGAAAUCAGGACCCCAUCCUGACCCCUGGCCCUAAUAGUUACUUUCUGUGUGCUGUAUCAGAAGAAAGGACGUUGGGGGACACAAUGGGGGACACUCUGAGGGAUGAGUGUGUGCAGGUGGGUGUAGCUCAGGAGGAAACUUACCCGAACCACAACCUGACUGACCUCUGAAGCAUCAAUUGGUUGUUGUAAAUGUUGUAAAUGUUGGAACAUUGCUGUGAGGAGGAUUGGAUUGCUCUCAGCCAUAUGAGAACAGGAGCAUUAGUGAGGUCAGGUGCUGAUGUUGGAUAAUUAUUUCUGCUGCAAUAACAUAUCCCAAAGGUACUGGGUGGAGCCAGUGGGGAUUCUAAAGUCUCUUAGGGCUCAAGGCAAAAAAAUGGUGUCAAGUGUUUUAGGGUGUUAUCACACAAGCACUAUUUGGUCCAGUUAAAAACUGACUGGUGCAGUUAGUAAUCACAUUUAGGUGCAGACCAAACCAACCACACCAAAACUCAAUCUGGUCCCAAGCGAUCCUCGGAACAGCUAGUUUGUGGUGAGAACGUGAUCCGACCUUGAUCUGAACUGACUAUCAAAUAUAGUCGUAGAGCUCCUCAUCAUUUGAGCUAAAUGGCUGUUCAGGUGCAGUUUAAUAAAUUUAUUUCUCAGAUAAUUACUACAGCCAUAAACUAUUGUGAUCCCCUUCUCCAUGCUAAGCUCAUCUAAUUUCACAAUGAACGUGUUAAGUGCACAGCUUGUCGCCCAUGCCCCCGCAAAUCUGUUUGUACUGCUUUGUACUGCUAUUCCCAUUGAAAAAAAAUUGUUCGAAAGUGCAGCAGCAACCGUGGCACCCUGCCACCACCCCUCACCCAUCAACCCCCACCUGAGCCCCACCCACUAGAUCAGUUAAUGAUCUGCCAUGUGGGUCUGCUGUUUUUUUUUUUUUUUAUAAUUUUAUUUCUAAUGUUUCCCAUUUUCUCCCCAAUUUACAUGGCCAAUUACCCAACCCACUCAUUAGGACUCCCCCUAUCACUAGUAAUGCCCCAACACACCAGGAGGGUGAAGACUAACACAUGCUUCCACCAAUACAUGUGAAGCCAGCCAUCGCUUCUUUUGCUUGGAGGAAAGCACAGCGGCUCGGCUCCGGUACAUCAGCUCACAGACGCCCUGUGCUGCAGACAUCACCCUAGGAGUGAUGUGGGGAGAGAGCGCCAUCUACCCACCCAGAGGGAGCAGGGCCACUCUUGCUCCCUCUGAUGCCGGCAGCUUGAUGGCAAAGCUGCAUGAGCAGGGGUUCGAACCUGCAACCUCCCGCUCAUAGUGGCAGCGCCUUACACCGCGGGUCUGCUGGUUUUACCAGCACCAUGCCUUGUCUGAGGGAGGGAUCUGUAUCUGUAUCUAAUGUCUGUGGCAAGUCUGCAGAGAAGGAAGAUGUAGCACUUUCAAAUAAUAAGUUUUGUGCUAAGCUUAUAUGUAACUAGCUUUCUCACGUUUUGCCACUUAACACCAGCUAUCACGUGUAGUAACGCUCAGCUUAAUGAUGGGGCGUGGCCAGCAAUAGCUUAUUUGCAUACAAGUGAGAGAGCCCUUAAAUGGCUGAUUCUGAAAAGGACUGAAACUGACAAAAGUAGAGUUGGUGAGAUCUCUUUAUGUGAUGGUGGUUUGUCGAAGAACUUCAUGAGCAUGUUUUGUUUAGCCCAUAGGCCUAUUCUAAUUUGUAUAAAAGCAGGCACACUGGAACACUGUGUUUACUUUCUUGCUCCUGCCCUAGUCAGCUCUGACCAAUAAGCAGAGAGAACAUGUUCACGUUGUUUGUUGUGACGCAUUUUGUUGCCCUAGUGAUUUCCUUAUGUAAAACCAAACCAACCAAGAGGGAAAAUUCUCCAAGUAAACAAAAUAAAAAAUACAUUCACAUCUGAGAAACUAUGGCGAGGAAUUGGUGCCAAAUUGA